UCUACAAUGAACACGAAUUCUUUGACAUUCACAUCAUUUAAUGGGUACUUUGUUAAAGUCUAGAAAGCCUUUAUCUUGAUAAAUAUUAAUCAAUUUGCAAGUAGUUGUGUUCAUAAACAUUUCAUUCCGAUCAUAUAAAAAUGUUCAAGACACUUCAAGACCCUGACGUUUCAGCUGCUAUAGGUCCAAUUUUAAACCUUACCACAAAUGAUUUAAAAGAAUUGUUGAACAAUGAAGAUAGAUUUGAGGAACUUAUUAGAUGCAAUCAACAGUUACAGGAGUUUGAGUUAGAGAAAGAAGAAAUAAUGGUCAGGAACCGUUCUUUGGCAGAAUUCAAUCUAUCCAAAGAGCCUGAACUGGAAGAGGCUAAAAAUGUAAUACAAUCUCUCAGUGAAGAAGGCAACCAAUUGUGUUCUAGCGUUCAAGCAAAGCUUGAGAAAAUAAAAAAUAAAGCUGGUACAAUGACAACUGAAACUGCAUUAGAUUUAUUACAAGCUGCUGCAGCAGAAAUUGAAGAAGAGUCAGAGAAAGUGGCAGAAAAGUUUUUAGGUGCAGACAUGGACGUUGAUGAUUUUUUGGAACAGUUCCUAACAAGACGCAAGCUCAUGCAUUUGAGAAAAGUGAAAGUUGAUAAGAUGAAAGAAAUAUUAAGAAGGCCUUCAAGUCAUGUAUCUGCAAAUCCUGGAUACCCAGUACCAGGAAGUUACCCUGGAAUAUCACUUCCUUAUCCAGCAGGACUUGUAUCGAUGCCUAUGCCAGUGCCACCAAGCUUGAAACCAUUUUAGUCAAU
Phymastichus coffea is the source of this 790-nucleotide messenger RNA. RefSeq names its product vacuolar protein sorting-associated protein 37B (gene Vps37B). Gene Ontology annotation, cellular component: ESCRT I complex. The record is from RefSeq and is a predicted model, not a curated record. Gene Ontology annotation, biological process: protein targeting to membrane; protein targeting to vacuole; ubiquitin-dependent protein catabolic process via the multivesicular body sorting pathway. Lineage: Eukaryota; Metazoa; Arthropoda; Insecta; Hymenoptera; Eulophidae. Bases 141 to 785 code for a protein of 214 amino acids. The transcript is spliced from 4 exons.